UAUUUAUUUGUUUUUCUUUUCCCCCCUCUGUUCGCUCUCUUCGCCAGAGAGAAAAUACAGAAAGGGAGAGAGAGAGAGCGGCUGAGUUCGACGGCAUGGAAUUUCUUGCCUUUCGCAGUCGAACCUAGUAAGCUUUUCUCGAUCUCUUCUAUUUUUUGCUUGUUGGGUUCAGAUCAAUCCAAAUCAAAAUUCUAAAUUUAUGCCAAAAUUUCAUUUUCAAUGAUUUUUGUUUUCUUUUGUGUCUUAGAACAUGAUCUAGUUCAUUGUAAAGGGAAUUCUUAGGACGAAGAGGGAUUUUAAGACAUUUUCCAAAUUCGGACAUGUCAAAAGUUGAUAAUGAAGUUAUGGAGCUCAAAUCUCCUUCAAAACACAAGUUUUGUAGUAUGGGAUUCAAUCGUUUCAAAAGGGUAGUGAAAAUAAGCGUUGUUUUUUUAUUUGGGUUGUUAUUAUUGGUUGGUUUCUAUUUUUCGUUUAAACCCAGUGAAGGUCAAAGGAGAGUGAUUAAAGGUUCAUAUUAUACUGUGGUUGUGGACUGUGGUAGUACAGGAACAAGAGUGAAUGUGUAUGAAUGGGAGGGAAGAGGUGAAAAUGAGAGAGAAUUGCCCAUUUUGUUGCAUUCUUACCCUGAUAAUUCAACCAAGAGUUCACUUCUGAAGAAUUCUUGUAAGUAUCAUUGUAUGCAAACCGAGCCCGGUUUGGAUAAGUUUGUUGGCAAUUCCUCGGGUGUGAGAGCAUCUUUGGAACCAUUGAUUACUUGGGCAGAACAGAUGGUACCUCUUGAACGACAUAGUGCCACUCCUAUUUUUGUUUUGGCUACUGCCGGACUAAGAAGGAUAGCGGUUGAGGAUGUAAGGCGGGUUAUGGAGGAUGUUGAGGAUGUUGUGAAGGAACGUUCGUUUUCGUGUAGGAGGAGUUGGAUAAGAGUGUUGAGUGGGAAGGAAGAGGCUUAUUAUGGCUGGGUUGCUCUGAAUUAUAAAAUGGGGGUGUUCAGGAAUCAUUCAAGGUCGCCCACUUCGGCACUUCUUGACUUGGGUGGUUCUUCAUUGCAAGUUGUGGUGGAAGUAGAAAGUGAAGGAAAAGACACUCACUUGGUGAGGUCGAAAUUUGGUUUUAUUGAGCAUCGGGUUUUAGCUUACUCCUUGCCGGCAUUUGGCUUGAAUGAGGCUUUUGAUAGGACAGUUGUUUUGCUUAGUCACACCGAAGCACUGAGAGAAAGUGGUGGCGGUACAUUAGAGCUGAGACAUCCUUGCUAUGGCUCUGAUUUUGUGCAGAACUAUACUUGUCGUGGUUGUUUUGGGUUAAAUGCUGCUGAGUGGAAAAAUCCUAGUCAAAUGGAGAAAAUAGAAUAUCCUUCUUUAUAUCUGGUGGGAGCCCCAAACUGGCAGCAAUGCAAAAUACUUGCAAGAGCCGCUGCUUUGAAUUCAAGCAGUUUAGAUUGGCCAUGGUCAGCAGCUGGAGAAGGUGAUAAAUCGAGGUUGUCGUUUGUGAGUGGCAGUGGCAUACUCAAAUUGACGGCCUUUGCUCACCGAACUCUGCGGUUUCAUGCCUUAUCUGGGUUUUUUGCUGUUUUCGACACAUUGAACUUGAGUCCACGAGCCAACUUGACAAAGAUUUGGGAGAAAGGACAGCGACUCUGCUUAAGAUCAUGGGCUGAUAAGAGCAGUAUUUCUGGAAACCAAUAUUACGCUGGACAUUAUUGUUUUCGAGUCCCUUACAUGGCAUCUCUCAUAGAGGAUGCUUUGCGGCUCGGUGAUAAAGAGAUAUGGUUUGGUCCUCCAGAUGUUUCGUGGACACUAGGAGCUGCCCUGGUGGAAGGAGAAUCUCUGUGGUUGACUACUUCCACACCUCAGAAUAGAACUUUGACCUCUUACAUCAAAAUCAUGUCCUCUCCAAUUUUUGUAUUUGUUGUUCUUGUAUGCCUUCUAUUGAUUGUUCAUCGUAGUCAAGUCAAGCUGCCUAUGUUGGGCAAGAAGAGUGCUGCUCUGGUAACAUCUUCACAUUCCUAUAUUUAUCCAAGACGCAGACCUAACUGAUUCUUUUACUAGAGCUAUAAGGAAGUAAAUAGACGUUUACUUGGCAUGUACAUUGUUAUUCUUUUUGUGAAACAUCAAUUCAUUUAUUCUUUUAGGUUGAAAUUAGAAGAUACUGAAA
Morus notabilis is the source of this 2151-nucleotide messenger RNA. RefSeq names its product probable apyrase 7. Gene Ontology annotation, molecular function: nucleoside diphosphate phosphatase activity. The coding region runs from base 321 to 2033 and encodes 570 amino acids. Gene Ontology annotation, biological process: nucleoside diphosphate catabolic process. Lineage: Eukaryota; Viridiplantae; Streptophyta; Magnoliopsida; Rosales; Moraceae. The record is from RefSeq and is a predicted model, not a curated record. Gene Ontology annotation, cellular component: membrane. The transcript is spliced from 2 exons.